GUACUGACUCUUCAUCAGUUUCAAGUGCAACUUGUUUAUUUACUCUUCAAAAGUGUUUUUGUGUGUCCUAAUGUGUUUUUGAAUAGGAAACAACUACUAUGAACAAAUAUGUCGUUGUAACACUGGUGAUGGUGGUGCUGUUGGUAGCCCUGGCUGAGAUAUAUUUUGCACUCUCUUUGGACCAACAUUUACAAAAUGGGAGAUGGAACAUCACACUAAACUGGACUCUCAAAUCUCUACCUGAUGAACAACCCAAUUCGUUGUCCCAGUUUAUCUACUCUAGUCAGACAUCAACUACGUCUUCAAACUUCUCAUCUUUCAACAUUAGCAAAACUGUGAAUCUGAGUGAGACGGCUGAGUUUAGAACAUUGACGCAUGUUGUUGACAAUGACGGACCAAUUAAAAUCAACAUACCAAGUGACACUCAAGAUUUUCAUCCAAUAUCGAUGGUUUUCCCAGCUAAACAGGAACGGAAGACAAUCGAUUACAACUACCCCGACUGCGGGUUUCAUCCUUUGGAUUAGUCAAAAGAAGAUACUGCCCAAUGUAGAAAAGAGAUUCCACUUCUUUACAUGGUCUGAAAGAGAGAAAUAUUUGUACAUUAAAAAAAACUGAAGAUAGCUGGUUUGAAAAUAUCGCAACAGGAAGCAGCUAGGGAAACUUAACUGAUUAAACACCAACUAAAUUGAUUAGUAAAUUGAUUGUCUUGUUUAGUUGAUAUAUUUUUCUAAAUUUUUUUUAACGGAGGUUACUUUUUGAACUUUUUUAUGAUUGUAUACCUGAUAUUAAUUUCAACAAAACUCUAUUAAGAGCACUGUGUUGUUUAAAAAUUUACUCCUAUCAGGAUUUAAUGUACAAUUGCAUUAAAUCUUUUCUUAUAUUUUUCACUCUAUUUAUUACAUUUGUUGAAUCUGAGUAGGCUACAUUUUUCUUGCAGCAAUCAUUAUUUUUAUGAACUACACAUUGAUCAAUUUAAAUUAAAUAAAUCUUCAUAAAAUCUUGAUAAAUUUGAAUGAAUCUUUGCAUUGGCAGCUUAAACUGAGGUUCAAAUUGAUAUCAGAACUCUUUAUUAAGCUGGGUUUUCCUAGGCACGGAAGCGGAGCGCGGAGAGAGGAACGCCGAGAGCGGACUCCUCUUGUCUUAGGUAAUUUAAUGUUACUGUUUUCCUAGAAGCGGAGCCGAAUGCCAUGUUAAUUGCUUUUCCGCUCUCCGCGUUCCUCUUCCGCAUCCAAGAAAACCCGGCUUUAGCCAGAAUAUUUUUCUCAAACUCAUUGUCAGCAAUUGGGUCACAGUUUCUUAAUUUAUGAUAUAUUUUGCUACAAAUUAAACUCUUUGGUAUAAAGGCUUACAAACUUAAUUUAACCUUUGACUAUUGAUACAACCAAUACCGGUAGUCAAUGAUUUAACAUUAGUUUUAAAAUUUCAGCCCAGUUGAUUUAGUAGUUUUAUUUUGGAACACAGGCACUCAUACAAAAACAUCUAUUAUUUUAUAACUAGUGUAGCUGUUGCUCGAAAUCAAGCCAUUAAUUGUCCCGUACCAGUAU
This is a messenger RNA of Macrosteles quadrilineatus (aster leafhopper), 1544 nucleotides long. RefSeq lists its product as uncharacterized. The coding region runs from base 99 to 524 and encodes 141 amino acids. The transcript has 3 exons. The record is from RefSeq and is a predicted model, not a curated record. NCBI's taxonomy places the organism in Eukaryota, Metazoa, Arthropoda, Insecta, Hemiptera, Cicadellidae.